Hirsutella rhossiliensis is the source of this 2763-nucleotide messenger RNA. RefSeq lists its product as uncharacterized. The transcript is spliced from 5 exons. Lineage: Eukaryota; Fungi; Ascomycota; Sordariomycetes; Hypocreales; Ophiocordycipitaceae. Gene Ontology annotation, biological process: phospholipid transport. Gene Ontology annotation, cellular component: ERMES complex; endoplasmic reticulum. The record is from RefSeq and is a predicted model, not a curated record. The coding region runs from base 1 to 2763 and encodes 920 amino acids. Gene Ontology annotation, molecular function: lipid binding.
AUGGGUGGCUUGACGGCGAUUCUAGUGGCCUACGUUGUGGGAGGCGUCACCUUCAUCCCUCUCGUGCUCGCCGUCGUCUUCGCCCACGGCUUCUAUACGCUCCCCCAUCGCCACGAUGUCGUCGCCGGCCCCAACAACGAGUAUGUCGAGGGCGGCAUCCUCCAGCCUGGAGAUGACAAGGCACCCCUCGAGGCGGCGCGGAAGGCUGUCGCCUCGGAGCCCAAGGCGCGUGCGAAUCGAGACCUGGAGGUGGCCGCUGGCUACUUUGCCGUGUGCCGCGAAUACACGCCCAUGGGCAUCAACGCCAAGCCCAUAGAGCGCUCGACUCCCCUGGGCUCGACCACGGUGGCCCCCACGAGCCCCAGCGUCUACCAGACAAUGUACAGGAGCAUCUUUGAUCGGAAGCCGGCCUCUGGCGCCCAGGACCUUAAUGGCUUGAGCCAGAGGCCCAAAAAGGCCGGCAACGUCUUCUACGUUGUGCUUCGACACGGACACCUUAUGCUGUUCGACGACGAGGAGCAGCUCGAAGUACGACACGUCAUUUCGCUGGCACAUCACGAUAUCAGCAUAUACUCGGGAGGAGACGCAACUCCAGAGGGCGAGUUGUUUAUCAAACGCAACGCCCUGUGUCUGUCGCGCAAGCCUGACGGGAUAGACCAGACACCCGAUAGCCAUGUCUCCAAGCCCUUUUACCUCUUUUCCGAGAACUGCUCAGCAAAGGAAGACUUUUAUUUUGCCUUGUUGAAGAACCAGGAGCAGACAUUUGGCUUCGACGCCUCGGCACCCAAGCCUAAGCAGUUUGAUGUCAAGAAUAUCAUCUCGUUGGUCCAGAGAUUGCACUCCUCCGAGGACCACGUUCACUCGCGAUGGCUCAACGCCGUGCUCGGCCGGCUUUUCCUGGCCGUCUACAAGACACGCGACCUUGAAAACUUCAUUCGCGACAAGAUCACCAACAAGAUAUCCCGCGUCAAGCGCCCAUCGUUCCUCACCAACAUUACCAUCCAGGGGAUCGAUACCGGAGAGGCAGCACCGUGCUUCACAAACCUCAAGCUCAAAGACCUGACCGUCGAGGGCGAGUGCGUGGUGGAGGCGGACGUCAGGUAUACAGGCAACUUUCGCAUCCAGGUCGGGGCCACGGUCAAGAUCGACCUCGGGGCCAGGUUCAAGGCCCGCGAGGUGAACCUGGUUCUGGCCGUGCUCCUGAAGCGUGUUGAAGGCCACGUCCUCUUUAAGAUAAAAGCGCCCCCCUCUAACAGGCUCUGGUUCUCCUUCCAGACCAUGCCCAAAAUGGAGAUGGCCAUCGAACCCAUUGUGAGCUCGAGACAGAUCACGUAUACGGUAAUUCUCCGCCAGAUUGAGAACCGAAUCAAGGAGGUCUUUGCCGAGACACUCGUGCUGCCGUUUUGGGACGACGUCCCCUUCUUCCGUACCGAGCAUAAGCGAUGGAGAGGCGGCAUAUUUGAGAGCGACGACGCUCUCGAAUCGUCAGCCGACGCCGAUGCCUCGGCAGAUCAGCCUAGCGAGGAGGCCCCCGUGGCCCAUCGCCCCGAUGAGAAUGCCCAUGUUAUCAACGAAACCCCGCCGCCGCUGGAGAAAAGCCACAGUCUGCCUGUGCUGGAGAGGCAGCAGGAGAGAACAGGGCUCUUCGGCAGGAAGCUGGGUAAGAAUGAGAACAACAGCACGACAUCGGUCGUCUCAACCGGCGUGGACGCCAAGGCAUCCAGCACCAGUCCGUUGCGCUCGCCGAGCAUUCUCAAGAACUCGACAGACCCCAUCGUGGGCACCGAGACCGCGCACGCCGACCUCUUCAAGCCAUCUUCCUCGCCACCUGACCACGCCACACAUUUCAUGGCCGCAUUGCACUCGCGGUCCCAAGACAUCCUGCCAGUGACCACUCCUACGGGCUCACCGGUCAAGGCCAAACAGUCGGCCAAGAUUUCGAAGCAACACUCCAACAAGGAUAGAGGAGAUGGCGAGAAAAGCGACGACUCCAGCUCGUUAAAGAACCAGACAGGGACACUGGCCUCGACGGAGUCUUCCAAUGGAGAGGUGAAGAGAGGCACGCUCGCCGCCGUUACCAAUGCCGCCGCGCAGGCUAGGCAAUGGGGCUGGAACGCAAUCCAGCGACAGAAAGACGCCAAGCGUGGCGACGAAAAGGUCACCCAGGUCGACCUCAGCCAGCCCAUGGGCCGAGGCCAGCCGCUCCCGCCACCUGGAGUCCCCUUGCCAGGUCCCACCAAUGGCAGUACGAGAAUUGUGCCCGUGGCUGCGCCCAAGCGCAAGCUCACAGCGGAACAAGCGUUCGCGGAGGCCCACGAGACGGACAAAGAACAAGAGCCCCGUCCUGUGCCGCCAUCGUCUUUGCCGCAGAACAGGAGGCGCGGGGCCAGCCCAGAGCAGAUGGGGAGCAAUGAGCAGAAGAUGCUGGUCGUGGCAGCGCCAGAUGAUUCCCAGCCUGGAACACCGCAUAAAGAAAUGCGGCUGGACGACGGGGGCUCUUGGGCAGGCAUCACUGCCGUCAUCGGGGAAGAACCGGUAUUGACGCCAGAAUCCCUCAAGGGCCGUUCGACGGGCAAGUGCGAGGCGUCUCUGCUGGAUGUCAAGGUGGCGCCGGCAAGUCCGCUCAUCGCCUUGCCAGCAGCGGCAGCUGCUGUCGUUGACGACGACGAUGACUUCUCCGGGUGGAUGGAGGACGACAUUUUGGAUGAGGAACAGCAUGAUGGCGAUAGAUUGCCAGCCGCCGUCGUUGGCAGUGUUCAAUAG